Molecule: messenger RNA, 1675 nt
Organism: Spinacia oleracea (spinach)
Lineage: Eukaryota; Viridiplantae; Streptophyta; Magnoliopsida; Caryophyllales; Amaranthaceae
Product: plant intracellular Ras-group-related LRR protein 5
Exons: 3
Coding region: 179-1504 (441 amino acids)
Cellular component (GO): plasma membrane; cytoplasm
Molecular function (GO): protein binding
Source: RefSeq, a predicted model, not a curated record
AAUUUGAAGCAGUCAUCAAUUUCAUCAUCAUAUCAAUCCUCAAAACUUCCUCAAAACUCAACAUCCAAAACAAAUAAACAAUAUUAAACCAGAACUACAUUUCUAAAACAAGAUACUCCAUCAGAUGAUGAUGUCCCCUCUGAUAUUUUCUCUCUCCUCCAAUCACUGAGAAAAGGCUAUGUCUUUCUUCAAUGACCACGAGCAUAUCAAAGAGCCUAUCCAUUUGAUUGAGGAAACAUUUCAGAGAUUGGAAGAGCUCAUUCAAAUAGCCGAUUGUGUUUUUUCUGGGGAUACCCAGAUGGAAAGUUUGACGAAUUUGGAACACCCAGAUGAUGAGAUUGAUCAAAAGUGUGGAAUUGGUGACGGGAUUUUGAUGAAAUUGGCGAAAAAUGAGAAUCUGCAGAGAAAUUCUGUUGAUACUUCAUCUACAAAUCAAGUAUCUGCAGGAGGAGGAGGAUUCACUAAGAAGAUGAGUUUGAUGGGGUUGACAACUCUUUUUGAAAAUUAUGCUAAAACUGGUGCAUCAGUUCUUGAUCUUCAAGGGAAGCUAAUGGCCGAAGUUGAGUGGCUCCCUUUGUCCCUUGUGAAAUUGUCAAAUUUGACUGAAAUUGACUUAUCAAAGAACGAAAUUAUGGCUCUUCCAUCCAACAUUGGCGAACUCAAGUCAUUGAAGAAGUUCGACAUCAACUCGAAUCAACUAAUAAACCUUCCGGGAUCCAUUGGAGAGGUCACGAGUUUGACUGACCUUGACCUUCACGGAAACAGGCUAAAAUCCUUGCCACCUUCAUUUGAGAAGUUAGUAAACUUAGUUAAUCUUGAUUUGAGCUCUAAUUUGUUCGACAAGUUGCCUGAUUUAAUUGGCAAUCUGACCUCAUUGGAGAAGUUGAAUCUUAAAACAAAUGAACUUGAAGAACUCCCUUGUGCUAUUGGUUCGUGUAAAUCUUUGAUCGUGUUGAAAGUAGAUUUCAAUCGACUGAAAUCUCUUCCUUUGACAAUGGGGAAUCUCGAGAAUUUACAGAGUUUGACACUCCGCUAUAAUAGAGUGAAGAAUCUUCCAGAAACAAUGUGCAACCUUCAAAGAUUGGAGGAACUCAAUUUGAGCUUCAAUGAGGUCGAAUCAAUCCCAGAUGACUUGUGUUCUAUGAUGAGGUUGAAAAAGUUAAACAUUGGGAACAACUUUGUUGAUCUCACAUCCUUGCCAAGCUCAAUUGGAAACUUUGCAAUGCUCGAAGAAUUGGACAUAAGUUAUGAUCAAAUUAGGGUUUUGCCGGAUUCUUUCAGGUUCCUGUCAAAGCUGAAAAUAUUCCUUGCUGAUGGAACACCACUUGAAAUCCCCCGCGAAAUUACUAAGCUGGGAGCUCAGGCUGUUGUUCAAUACAUGGCUGAACUUGUUGAUAACAGAAAGUUGUUACCAAACCGAAUAAUGAAGGGAAGAAGAGGAUUAUGGUCCUGCAUUUUAUCUUGUUUUUGCCUUGAUGAAAUACUCCAAGUGGAGAGGAAGUAAUUGAGAAAAGCAUAAACCUUGUACACUAGCUGCGUCUGCGUGCAUCUGUUUCCCUUUUUCUGCUGUAAAUAUGCAUGUUUGAGUACUUGAAACAAUGCUGUAAAUUUUUUGUUGUAAAUCAUAAAGGAAUAAACAUGGUAAUAAUUUGCAGAUACUUUCCUUUUGUCUUCA